Messenger RNA from Trypanosoma theileri, 912 nucleotides. RefSeq names its product serine/threonine protein phosphatase catalytic subunit. The transcript has a single exon. The record is from RefSeq and is a predicted model, not a curated record. Bases 1 to 912 code for a protein of 303 amino acids. Gene Ontology annotation, molecular function: protein serine/threonine phosphatase activity. Lineage: Eukaryota; Euglenozoa; Kinetoplastea; Trypanosomatida; Trypanosomatidae. Gene Ontology annotation, cellular component: nucleus; cytoplasm.
AUGUCUUUAGAUGUGGAUGCCAUUAUUGAUAAAUUGUUGGAAGCUCGUGUCUCAAAGCCAGGCAAGCAAGUCAAUCUAGCAGAAAAUGAUGUGAGGAAUCUUGCCAUGAGAAGUCGUGAGAUUCUCCUCGCGCAGCCCGCACUAUUGGAGCUAGAAGCCCCCAUUAAAAUAUGUGGGGAUAUCCACGGUCAGUAUUACGAUCUCAUCCGGCUAUUUGAAAACGGAGGAUUUCCUCCUACUGCUAAUUAUCUAUUUCUUGGAGAUUACGUAGACCGUGGGAAACAGGGAUUGGAAACUAUUUGUCUUGUGCUUGCCUUUAAGGUGAAGUUCCCUGAAAACUUCUUUGUACUCCGAGGUAACCAUGAAUGUGCGAGCAUUAACCGCAUUUACGGCUUUUUUGAUGAAUGCAAGCGACGCUACAACAUUCGUCUUUGGAAAGCCUUCACGGACACAUUUAAUUGUCUCCCUGUUGCUUGUAUUAUUGAUGAUAAGAUCUUCUGCUGCCACGGUGGUCUUUCCCCUGAACUUCAAACAAUGGAUCAAAUAAAGAAGAUUGGACGACCAUGUGAUGUUGCUGACACAGGCCUCAUUUGCGAUUUAUUGUGGUCAGACCCUGAAGAGGGCCUUUCCGGCUGGGGUGAGAAUGAUCGAGGCGUCUCCUUUACGUUCGGUCAAGAUAUCGUAGAAAAAUUUCUUCGGAAGCACGAAUUUGAUCUCAUUGUUCGUGCUCAUCAAGUAGUGGAAGACGGGUAUCAAUUUUUCGCGAAAAGACAAUUAAUAACAAUAUUUUCAGCACCAAAUUACUGUAAUGAGUUUGAUAACAGUGGUGCAGUGAUGUCAGUGGACGCAGACCUGCUUUGUUCAUUCCAGAUUCUCAAACCAGCGGUGAAGAAACCGAAGUUUUACCAAUAG